Messenger RNA from Macrosteles quadrilineatus (aster leafhopper), 807 nucleotides. RefSeq names its product probable cytochrome P450 6a13. The record is from RefSeq and is a predicted model, not a curated record. Lineage: Eukaryota; Metazoa; Arthropoda; Insecta; Hemiptera; Cicadellidae. Gene Ontology annotation, molecular function: iron ion binding; heme binding; oxidoreductase activity, acting on paired donors, with incorporation or reduction of molecular oxygen. Bases 97 to 807 code for a protein of 236 amino acids. The transcript is spliced from 4 exons.
UGUACACUUACCCAGAAUAUGACAUAGAACAACUGUCUCUAAACUAAGUUAUUUGUUUGGUAGUUGCCUUUAGUUCUUGAAGAUUACUUUUCCUGAAUGCACAUUUCACCACAGGUUGUGGUACCCUCAGAGGUCACUAUGAAGAUGAAACAGGAAAUAGACGAUAACUACGUGGUAGCUCAGUCGUUCAUAUUUUUCCUUGCUGGGUUUGAGACUCCUGGAAAUAUCCUAGCUUGUGCCCUGUUCGACAUAGCUAAGCAACCGAAUGUUCAGCAUGCGUUGUGCACCGAGAUAGUUCGAGUGUUGAAGAAACAUGGAGGUCAGAUAUCUUUUGAGGCUCUGCAAGAUAUGAAGUACAUGAAGCAAGUAGUAUCAGAGGCUCUUCGCAAGUAUACUCCUCUUCCUUUGAUCUUCAGACGCUGCACCAAAGACUAUUUGAUCCCUGGAACCUCCAGUGUGAUAGAGAAAGGGACCUUGAUCCUUAUACCUCUAAGGAGUAUCCAUAUGGAUCCUAUGUACUAUCCGGAUCCAGAGGUCUUUGAUCCUGAUCGCUUCUCGGAUGAAAACAGCGCAGCUAGACACAUCGCUGCAUUCAUGCCCUUUGGCAUCGGACCAAGAUUCUGUCCAGCUGUUCUCUACUCCUACAUCAAGAUAAAGUCAGCCUUAGCCCAUAUUUUGAAGCAGUUUGAAGUUUGUUUAACUGAAACUACUCCUCAAAAACUUGAGUCCAGUGCUGUUGAUUUUCUCUUCGCUCCUAAAAAUGGAAUUCCACUUAAGUUUCAGCAGCGGGAAAAACCUCUUCUCUAG